Molecule: messenger RNA, 2356 nt
Organism: Electrophorus electricus (electric eel)
Lineage: Eukaryota; Metazoa; Chordata; Actinopteri; Gymnotiformes; Gymnotidae
Gene: trpv6
Product: transient receptor potential cation channel, subfamily V, member 6
Biological process (GO): calcium ion import across plasma membrane
Cellular component (GO): plasma membrane
Molecular function (GO): protein binding; calcium channel activity
Source: RefSeq, a predicted model, not a curated record
GUCAAAGGCUCUCCAAAACCUUUUAUGUCAGAGGUGUUUUUCCUAUUAAAACUGCUAAUUUAGUGGAACCUAAAAACUUUCCAGAAGUCACUUCAAUUGGAUCGUCUCCCUGACAACAUGACUCCGGCUUUGUCACAGUUCAACUACUGGUGGAGUCAGCUUAGGUUCCGCUGCCAAAACAAAAAAGGAUGGCAGGAAAUGUUGGAUGAGACGUUUCUUCUGCAGUACAAAAGAGAAAAUGACAUCCCGUUAUUUUAUGCGACAAAAACGAAUAAUGUAGGGUGCAUUAAGAAACUGCUGGACUGUGCUACCACCAAUAUCUUUGAGAGAGGUGCGCUGGGUGAGACUGCUCUACAUGUGGCGGUGAUGCAUGAACAUUUGGAGGCGGCUGUGGAACUAAUGGAUGGAGCACCAGAACUUAUCAAUGAGCCCAUGACCACUGACCUGUAUCAAGGUAUAACAGCUCUUCACAUUGCUGUCAUAAACCAGAAUGUUAACCUGGUCCAGGAGCUCAUCCAGAGAGGGGCCCAUGUAUCCACCCCCAGGGCAACUGGCAUGUAUUUCCGCAAAAGGAGAAAAGGACUUAUUUAUUAUGGCGAGCACAUCCUGGCAUUCGCAUGCUGCACGGGCAAUAAAAAGAUGAUGUCCAUGUUGAUAAAGGCUGGCGCUAAUAUCAGGGCUCAGGACACGCUCGGCAACACUCUUCUCCACAUCUUGAUUCUGCAGCCCAACAAAAUAAAUGCGUGUGAAAUAAUGGAAUUCCUCCUGAAGCAUGACGCCGAGAUGGAUGCCACCAGCCCACUGGACAUGUUGCCAAACUACAAAGGCCUCACGCCUUUCAAACUCGCCGCCAAGAAGGGCAACGUUGUGAUUUUUCAGCACCUGGUGAACCGCCGCCGCAUCGUCCAGUGGAAGCUGGGACCUUUGUCCUCUUACCUCUACGACCUCAGCGAAAUUGACUCACGGGCGGACGACGUCUCGGUGCUCCACCUUAUCGUCAGUAGCCAGAAAAGGGAGGCAAGGAGGAUCCUAGAGGUUACUCCAGUCCAGCAGCUCAUUAACCUAAAGUGGAAUCUUUAUGGAAAAUACUAUUUCAGGUUAUUGCUGCUGGUGUACUUGCUGUACAUUGGGACCUUCACUUUGUGUUGUAUGCACCGCCCCCUAAAGGAUAUUCCUGUGAACUACACGAAAGCUGACAAUGACUACACCAUCAGGAUACAGAAAACUCUUAAGGAAAGUUACAAUACUUAUGAAGAUCACCUGCGCCUGGGUGGAGAGAUCAUCAGUGUUGUAGGAGCCCUCAUCAUUCUGCUCCUGGAGAUUCCUGACAUCCUAAGAGUAGGAGUGAAGAGAUAUUUUGGUCAGACGGCUCUUGGUGGCCCUUUUCACGUCACUCUGAUAAUUUACGCCGUGCUGGUGGUGGCCCUGUGUGUGCUAAGAACCAGUGAGAUGAUGGGAGAGAUGGUGCUUAUGGCUUUGUGCCUGGUUCUCGGGUGGCUGAACGUCUUGUACUUUGCCCGUGGUUUUGAAAUUCUUGGGCCAUACGUCAUCGUGAUCCAGAAGAUUAUAUUUGGAGACCUAACCAAGUUCAUGUGGCUGAGUCUCAUCGCCAUCACAGGAUUCUCCACAGCUGUCUGGAUGUGGUACAUCACCCAGGAACCACUGUCCGUGCCGCAGUACCGCUCCUUCCCCAUUACGUUCUUCACUGAGUUCGAGCUGACCAUAGGCCUGAUUGAUCUGCCUGUGGACCACACCGUCUACACCCACCCCGUCGUGCACUUGGUGCACUGCUGCUUCAGCGUGGUGUCACACCUGCUCCUCAUCAGCCUCCUCACCGCCAUGAUGAGCGACACGCAAUGGCGUGUCGGUCAGGAGCGCGACGAGCUCUGGAGGACCCAGGUCGUGGCCACCACCCUCAUGCUGGAGCAGAGGUUGCCACGGUACCUUUGGCCACGGCUGGGUGAAUGCGGCUUGCUCUAUGGCCUGGGAGACCGCUGGUACCUCCGAGUGGAGGAGCGCACUGAUCAGCUUUUACAGAAGAUGAGGCGCUACGUCAACAUGUUCUCCAAACCCGACGAGGGAGAUGAGAAGCAGAAACAAGAGCCUGAGAAGAGCAGCAGUACAGACAGCUCAACGGAGAUGCAAGUGCACGCCAGGUCACAACCCAACAGGAAGUCAGAGCUCUGCUGGGAGACCAUUCGCCAGAGCGUUCUUGGCACACAGCAAGAAAACGAAGAGUGUUCCGAUUCUCUUGAAAUGAAAUAUGUUUGAAAUCUGAUCAGAUGUACUGAGGGGAUGCUGGUUGUGUACAAUGCAUAAACUGUGGAAUGAUUUUAUUCUUUCAAUAACGCUAUAU